Molecule: messenger RNA, 516 nt
Organism: Lycium ferocissimum
Lineage: Eukaryota; Viridiplantae; Streptophyta; Magnoliopsida; Solanales; Solanaceae
Exons: 2
Coding region: 1-516 (171 amino acids)
Molecular function (GO): nucleic acid binding
Source: RefSeq, a predicted model, not a curated record
AUGAACAGAGCCAUAGAAGCAGCCAACAAGAAUAUCAAGAGGAUAUUGAAGAAAAUGACAGACAAUUACAAAGGUUGGCACGAGCAAUUUCCUUAUGCUUUACUAGGAUACUGUACUACGGCCAAAACUUCAACAGGAGCAACUACAUACCUGCUGGUCUAUGGUACUGAAGCUGUUAUACUUGCUGAGGUUGAGAUACCUUCCUUAAGGAUCAUCCUAGAAGCAAAAUUGGACAAUGAUGAAUGGGUUCAAGCUCGAUUUGAGCAAUUGACUUUAAUUGACGAGAAAAGGAUGGUUGCCUAUGCCACGGUCAACUAUACCGACAAAGAAUGGCAAGAGCCUUCAACAAACGAGUUAGGACUUGAAUUUUCCAAAUUAGGCAGAUGGAUACGUAAGCACUCUUUGAGCUUAGUCGCACCAAAAGAAAAACUCAAGGAACCCCUAGAAAGCCUCAGAGAUAGGACUUCACGAAGGAUGCAAGGAUUGCCACAUGCCCAACAGGGGCAGAAUUUUUGA